Lithohypha guttulata is the source of this 1491-nucleotide messenger RNA. RefSeq lists its product as uncharacterized. Lineage: Eukaryota; Fungi; Ascomycota; Eurotiomycetes; Chaetothyriales; Trichomeriaceae. The coding region runs from base 1 to 1491 and encodes 496 amino acids. The transcript has a single exon. Gene Ontology annotation, molecular function: hydrolase activity, acting on carbon-nitrogen (but not peptide) bonds. Gene Ontology annotation, cellular component: cytoplasm. The record is from RefSeq and is a predicted model, not a curated record.
AUGGACGAUCUUGACCUACUGAUCACGAACGGUAUCGUCGUCACAGCCAGCGACGAAGCAAAACUUGAUAUCGGUAUCAAGAAUGGCAAAAUUGCUAUACUCGCACCUCAAGGCUUGCUGAACACUGCCAAGAAAGUUAUCAAUGCUAAAGGUGGCUAUAUCACACCUGGAGGUGUCGAUACACACGUACACCUUGAAGAGCCUGCAUUGUUUGGUGGCAAGGGGCGAAGUUCUGAUAAUUUCGAAACAGGUACAAGGUCCGCGAUAUGUGGAGGCACGACCACGAUUGUGGCAUUCGCGCCACAAGCAAAGACCGAGGGGUCACUUCUUAAAGUGCUAAAGGAGACUCACGAGCGAGCUAGAGGGAAUUGCUAUGCUGACUAUAGCUUUCACAUGCUCUGUGGCAAUCCCUCCGAAAAAGCAUUAUCCGAGUUCCCGGAGCUGCGUAGGCAGGGUAUCUCUUCGCUGAAAAUAUAUCUUACAUACGAGGCGUUACAACUACGUGAUGAUCAAGUCCUUGAUGUUCUAUACAGCUCGCGCAAGGAAGGCUUCACAACUAUGAUCCAUGCCGAGAAUGGUGACGUGCUAAAUUGGAUGACGAAAAAGUUGGAAGCUUUGAAUCUGGUAGCACCAAAAUAUCACGCAACGUCGCGUCCGCAACUCGUGGAGACAGAAGCAACAUAUCGUGCCAUAAUGCUUGCAGAACUCAUGGAUGCACCGAUACUAGUCGUUCACGUGUCUUCACCUUCAGCUGCAGCACAUCUGCGAAAUGCUCAAACACGAGGUUUGCCUGUUUAUGCUGAGACGUGUCCGCAGUACCUCUUCUUGACACGGGAAGACCUGGACAAACCCGGUUUUGAAGGUGCGAAGUGUGUGUGCUCGCCUCCACCACGAGAGAAUAGUGGUGACCACGACGCGAUCUGGCUUGGCUUGUCCAACGGCACAUUCACUGUGCUGUCCUCAGAUCAUUGUCCAUUUGACUAUGAGAACACGGAAAUAGGUAAGAAGAGUACUCUAUCAGUAGAACACCCUAAUGGGAAAUUCGCGCACAUUCCUAACGGACUACCUGGAGUUGAGACACGACUCGCAACUGUGCUGUCAGCUGGACGUCUGUCAAUGCAGAAGUUCGUCGAGGUCACGAGCACCAAUGCGGCCAAGCUAUACGGGCUAUAUCCUCAGAAAGGAAGUAUUCUACCUGGUGUAUCAGAUGCUGAUCUGGUCAUCUGGUAUCCGUCUCAGGGCAAAGAUGGCGCGCUGACGCCGUUCACUCUGACGAACUCGAUGCUGCACCACAGGUGUGACUACACUCCCUAUGAAGGACAAGUUCUGACACAGUGGCCACGGUAUACGAUCCUACGUGGUGAAGUUGUAUAUGAUCAUGAAGGGGAAGGCUUGCAAGGUAAGAAAGGAUCUGGUCAAUUUAUCGCACGUGACAAGAGCUCCCUGCCUGGUCCGCGAAAGCCUGGAGAUUGGGACAUUAGUUCGUUCUGA